UCUUUUCUUUUCUAUGGACAAUAAAAUGGAGAUCGAUUCAGGACGAUCACCCGAGCCUCACCACCUCUCUCCUACAAGCGAUCCAGAGUCAAUACCCACGCUGGAUGGCUGGAUUGAGAGCCUGAUGACCUGCAAGCAGCUGGCUGAGCAAGAUGUACAGAGAUUGUGCGAUAGGGCGAGAGAGGUACUACAAGAGGAGUCGAAUGUUCAGCCAGUGAAAUGCCCAGUGACAGUUUGCGGAGAUAUACACGGCCAGUUCCAUGAUCUCAUGGAGCUGUUCCGUAUCGGCGGCCCUAAUCCUGAUACCAACUAUCUUUUCAUGGGCGACUACGUCGACCGUGGUUACUACUCCGUCGAGACGGUGACUCUCCUCGUCGCUCUGAAGAUCCGUUACCCACAACGCAUCACGAUCCUCCGCGGCAACCACGAAUCGCGUCAGAUUACUCAAGUCUACGGCUUCUAUGACGAGUGCCUGCGGAAAUACGGCAACGCCAAUGUCUGGAAAUACUUCACAGAUCUCUUCGACUAUUUGCCCCUCACCGCCCUGAUCGACAACCAGAUAUUCUGUCUCCACGGUGGUUUGAGUCCGUCCAUCGACACCCUGGACAAUAUCCGCUCGCUGGAUCGGAUUCAGGAAGUGCCCCAUGAAGGCCCCAUGUGUGACUUGCUCUGGAGUGACCCGGAUGAUAGAUGUGGGUGGGGUAUUUCGCCGCGUGGCGCUGGCUAUACCUUUGGGCAGGAUAUUUCGGAGGCGUUUAAUCAUAACAAUGGAUUGACCCUGGUUGCAAGAGCUCAUCAGUUGGUGAUGGAGGGGUACAACUGGUCGCAAGAUCGAAAUGUGCUCCGAAUUACUGUUAUCGAUGCGGCAACCAAGCUGCCAUCAUGGAAAUCGACGAGCAUCUCAAAUACACGUUCCUCCAAUUCGACCCUUGCCCACGCGCUGGAGAACCCAUGGUCUCCCGCCGCACGCCAGACUACUUCCUCUAGAUAG
Messenger RNA from Blastomyces gilchristii SLH14081, 991 nucleotides. RefSeq names its product serine/threonine-protein phosphatase PP2A catalytic subunit. The coding region runs from base 14 to 991 and encodes 325 amino acids. The transcript is spliced from 6 exons. The record is from RefSeq and is a predicted model, not a curated record. Gene Ontology annotation, cellular component: cytosol. NCBI's taxonomy places the organism in Eukaryota, Fungi, Ascomycota, Eurotiomycetes, Onygenales, Ajellomycetaceae. Gene Ontology annotation, molecular function: protein serine/threonine phosphatase activity. Gene Ontology annotation, biological process: peptidyl-serine dephosphorylation; mitotic cell cycle.